UUGAUUUUAGAAUGAUUGUCAUCAUUGCUUCCUCUGUAAUAUAGUCUUGCUCUAAACUAUGCAAUCAUCAUCAAUGAGGGGUUAAAGUUUUUGGAAGGUUUGACUAUGAAAGAUAUGCUUUUUUUUUCCUGCAUUUCUGAGCUUUUGUUCAGUGUCUGUAAGUAAAUGUGUUCUUUCUUUAUUUCGGGCAUUCGGUUAACUUCAAAAUUCCACUUUUGCAGAAUACCACCCUCCAAAGAGCAAUAUUUUCAUGGAAAAAUCUUUUCUUGCAAUAAAAAAAUUACAUAAUUUUACCAGAGAAGGUGUUCGAUCAUCUGGCACAUCAUUUACAGUUCUAAUAUUAAAAAAACUAGCCGUUUUAUUCUGCUAAAUGGUUUGGGGCGCUUCGAGUUCGUCAUGAUAGCGAGUUUAACACCAAUGCAAGCUUCAGAUAUUCAAAAAAAUUCUGUCAAAUCCCAGCAAUCACAGCCUGUUCACAACUCCAUGCAUUUGAAACAAAUAAGCCCCAAUCAUCUUCCUCCCAACAACAAAUCUUCACUCAAUGAAUCUCAGAUGAGAAACUCAUCCCCUCAGUCGAGUAAUUUACGGUACUGCACACUUGAAUCCUCUUCAGCAGUCGCCACUCACACCCACAGCUCUCCCUCAACCUCCAGUUUCUCUUCAUCUACCGAAAGCCAUUCAGAUGCCGCUUCUGAAUCUCCUGUGAGCGCUUCAUGUCUAACUGAAGAUCUGAAUGACAAGUUAAGGGAGCUAGAAAGCGCGAUGCUUGGGCCUGAACUGGUUGUGUUAGAGAGCUUCGAUACCUUCAAGAUUCAAAUGGAGAUUCCAAACAGGGAUCUCCGGCAGGUGCUCGCCGCCUGUGCUUACGCCAUCGGUGAAAACAACUUCACCACUGCCAAAUGGCUGAUCGCAGAGCUAAAACAAAUGGUCUCGGUUUCGGGAGAACCAAUCGAACGAUUAGGAGCUUAUCUGCUGGAAGGACUCGUCGCGCGUCUUUCUUCCUCGGGGAGUUUGAUCUACAAAGCUCUGAAAUGCAGAGAACCAACUAGCUCUGAGUUUCUGUCUUACAUGCAUAUUCUAUAUGAGGUCUGCCCUUACUUCAAAUUUGGCUAUAUGUCUGCCAAUGGUGCCAUUGCUGAAGCCGUGAAGAAUGAAGAUAGGAUCCACAUCAUCGACUUACAGAUCGCGCAGGGAACGCAAUGGGUGACUCUAAUCCAAGCCCUAGCUUCCAGGCCCGGUGGACCGCCUCAUGUCAGAGUAACAGGGUUCGAUGAUUCUUUAAACGCUUACGCCCGCGGCGGCGGAUUAGAGAUUGUGGGGCAAAGACUGUCGCGGUUAGCCGAAUCAUGCAGGGUGCCAUUUGAGUUCCAUCCGGCAGCGAUGUCUGGCUGCGAGAUCGAGCUCGAGGAUCUCGGAAUCCGGCCGGGGGAAGCCUUGGCCGUAAACCUAGCUUUUCAACUUCAUCACAUACCUGAUGAGAGCGUGAGCACGACGAACCACCGCGACAGGCUUCUGAGAUUCGUGAAGAGUCUUGCGCCGACGGUGGUGACGCUCGUCGAGCAAGAAUCUAACGCCAACACCGCCGCCUUUUUUCCGAGAUUCAUCGAGACUCUGGAUUAUUACACGGCCAUUUUCGAAUCGAUUGAUGUAACUCUACCGCGUGAGAACAAGGAGAGGAUUAAUGUGGAGCAGCAGUGUCUGGCGAGGGAUAUUGUUAACAUAAUCGCCUGUGAAGGGAAGGAGAGGGUGGAGAGGCACGAGGUUCAUGGGAAAUGGAAGGCGAGGUUUAGAAUGGCGGGGUUUGCGCAGUAUCCGUUGAGUUCAUUGGUGAAUGGUACAAUCAAGUCGUUGUUGGGGAAUUACAGUGAUAAAUAUAGUCUGGAGGAGGUGGAUGGAGCUCUGUAUCUCGGAUGGAGGCAUAGGGCUUUGGUUGUCUCCUCUGCGUGGAGAUGAAGUUGGAUUAAUCAGAUUUGUGGUGUUUUCUAAAAAGGACUCUUUUUUUUUUCUUGGUUUUAGUUGUGGGACUCGUAGUUUGAUCAUAAUAUCAGGCUUAGUUUGCAGUGAUGUUAAGAGUUAUGCGUUAAAAAAAAAGAUUAUUUGUGGGUUCUCUUUUUGGUAAA
Phalaenopsis equestris is the source of this 2120-nucleotide messenger RNA. Its product is annotated as scarecrow-like protein 21. Gene Ontology annotation, biological process: regulation of DNA-templated transcription. The record is from RefSeq and is a predicted model, not a curated record. The transcript has a single exon. NCBI's taxonomy places the organism in Eukaryota, Viridiplantae, Streptophyta, Magnoliopsida, Asparagales, Orchidaceae. Gene Ontology annotation, molecular function: sequence-specific DNA binding; DNA-binding transcription factor activity. The coding region runs from base 397 to 1953 and encodes 518 amino acids. Gene Ontology annotation, cellular component: nucleus.